This is a messenger RNA of Spirodela intermedia, 1375 nucleotides long. The record is from the annotation of a GenBank genome assembly. Lineage: Eukaryota; Viridiplantae; Streptophyta; Magnoliopsida; Alismatales; Araceae.
AUGUGGAUCCUCGCGGUGGCUUCGCUCCUCCUCGCAGGCUCCGCCGCCGGCGGAGCGGCGGUGCCGGCGAUGUUCGUCCUCGGAGACUCGCUGGUGGAUCCAGGUAACAACAACGGGCUGGUCACACUGGCGAAGGCCGACUACUCCCCCUACGGCGUCGACUUUCCGGAGGGCGUCACCGGCAGAUUCUGCAAUGGGGGCACCGUCGCCGAUCAUCUAGGUAGAGAGAGAGAGAGUGAAAGAAACCUUCGCCGGAAAAAGCUCUGUACUUUUCUCGUUCUUGCCCUCUGAAUCUCUCUCCUGAACCUCGUCAACCCAGGAGAGCUGCUCGGCCUCCCGCUGAUCCCACCGUACAACAGCCCCUCCACCGCGGGUUCUCGGAUUUUCCAUGGCGUGAACUACGCCUCUGCGGCCUCCGGGAUACUCACUGACACCGGGAACCUCUAUGUCCGAACUCUCUCUCACCAUUCCGUCUUCUUCUUCUUCGUCAUCUUCCUCAUGGUCAUCUUAGUCUGGUGCAGGGAGCCCUCUUCCCGAUGGAGCAACAGGUUCAGAACUUCCAGAGGACGGUUGGGGAACUGAGGACCCAGAUGGGAGAGAGGACGGGAGAUUUCCUCCGGCGAUCUCUGUUCCUGGUCUGCGUGGGGAGCAACGACUACAUCAACAACUACUUGGUUCCUCUCUCGGACAAGCCCAGGGAGUACACCCCCGCCGCCUACGCUUUCCUGCUGAUUCAGCAGUACAGAAGACAGCUCGAGGUGGGCGGAGAUCUCCGGGAAGAAGACACCUCCCUCCCCUUCCUCCUUCACCUUCCUCAUCUCCGUGCUCUCUCUCAGAGUCUCUACUACUCGGGGGGGAGGAAGUUCCUGAUUGCCGGGCUCGGCCCUCUCGGCUGCACGCCGAGCCAGAUUGGCGCCGCCGCCGGCAACUCCAGCGACUGCGUCAGCAGGACGAACAGUCUGGCCCGGCAGUUCAACGCCAAGCUCAGAGAGAUGCUCCGGCGACUCAACGGCGACCUGCGAGGAUCUCGUUUCCUCUACUGGGACACCUACUCGACCAGCGCCGACGUCAUCGCCAACUUCUCCCUCUACGGUGAGCGUCCUCCGCCGCCGCCACGUCUCUCCGUCGUUUGAUUCUCGCGAUGAUGAUCCCUCCCGGCGGAUUCCUUCCUUUAGGGUUCCGGUACCCACACACGGCGUGCUGCGGAGGAGGAAGGGAGAGGGGGAAGAUCGCGUGUCUCCCCUUGCUUCCUCUGCAGUGCGCGAACAGGUCGGAGUUCAUCUUCUGGGAUCCGUUCCACCCCACCGACGCCUUCAACGCCAUCGCAGCACGGCGGGCCUUCGACGUGAAUGUCCGGCAGCUGGUGCAGUCGUAG